Amborella trichopoda is the source of this 934-nucleotide messenger RNA. It is a transcript of the gene UBC30, whose product is annotated as ubiquitin-conjugating enzyme 30. NCBI's taxonomy places the organism in Eukaryota, Viridiplantae, Streptophyta, Magnoliopsida, Amborellales, Amborellaceae. The record is from RefSeq and is a predicted model, not a curated record.
UUUGUACAGAAAAAAACAACAAAAAAAAAACCACGUCUCGUCUCCCUCUCCCUCUCCCUCUCCCUCUCCCUCUCCCUUCUUCGGAUAUAAAUGUGUGAGUCAUCACUCGUUCUUCUGCGACGUUUUUGACCCACCCAUGCGAAGGUUCUCUGAAAACAAAACACCCAACAAGAAAAAGUAGAAGAAAAAGGGGGAAAAAUUCUUAUUUUCCAUUGAAACUUUCUGGGAAAGAAAAUGGCGAGCAAGCGUAUACAAAAGGAGCUCCUGGAUUUGCAGAAAGACCCACCAACUUCUUGCAGUGCAGGACCCGUUGAUGAAGAUUUGUUCCAUUGGCAGGCUACUAUAAUGGGACCAUCUGAUAGCCCAUAUGCUGGAGGGCUCUUCUUUGUUUCGAUACGUUUCCCUCCGGACUAUCCUUUUAAGCCACCCAAAGUCAAUUUCAUGACCAAGGUUUAUCACCCCAACAUAAACUCAAAUGGUAGCAUCUGCCUUGACAUUCUCAAGGAGCAAUGGAGCCCUGCUCUUACCAUUUCAAAGGUCCUUCUCUCUAUCUCUUCUCUCCUCACCGAUCCUAAUCCUGAUGACCCUCUCGUCCCGGAGAUCGCCCAUGUCUACAAGAACCAGAGAUCCAGGUAUGAGGAGACUGCAAGAGCCUGGACUCAGAAGUAUGCCAUGAACUGAGACGAGAGAAGGAAACCCAAUACGCACGUUGAAUUUUCUGCAAGCCUUUUGUAUGUUUAACAUCAAAUACUCAUACUUCGAAGCUUUUUAGAUUGGUCGGCUGUGUGGUUCUUGAUUUGGUUUGUGUUGUAUGCCGAUGAACUAAUAAUUUCUCGGGUCUCAUUUGUAUGAACAAUUUCAGAUGUUUACAUAAAGGCUAUCAUUUCGAAAUAUGUGCUCCCAUAAUAGACUUAUGGGCAAUGUGGGUUCUUGA